Epinephelus fuscoguttatus (brown-marbled grouper) is the source of this 7205-nucleotide messenger RNA. RefSeq names its product phospholipase C, delta 3b (gene plcd3b). The record is from RefSeq and is a predicted model, not a curated record. NCBI's taxonomy places the organism in Eukaryota, Metazoa, Chordata, Actinopteri, Perciformes, Serranidae. Gene Ontology annotation, biological process: lipid metabolic process; intracellular signal transduction. The coding region runs from base 284 to 2656 and encodes 790 amino acids. The transcript is spliced from 16 exons. Gene Ontology annotation, molecular function: calcium ion binding; phosphatidylinositol-4,5-bisphosphate phospholipase C activity.
CAUACAGCUCUGUGUUUAUAAAUCCAAUUUCUGUGACAUCAGCAGGCUGAAGGUUUGGCCAGACUCCUGCUUUCCACCUCCUCCAGGAUAAAACCAUGAGGAGCAGCCUGCGGAGCGACGAGCCUCUCAACACUCUCCUCUCCUCCUCCUGCAGGAGCUCCGAGCAGCUGAUCCACUAAAGCGCUCAUCUCCUGCCUGAGGAACAACACAGGACCCGGCUACAGGAAGGGCGAAGGGAGGAAGGAGGGAGGCAGAGCGAGAUAAAGCGCAGCUUUCUUGCGUUAUGUUGGGCAACAGGAAGAAAGCAGCCCCCGUGCUGAAGAAUGGAGCCGGGACGUCCCAGGCAAAGGCCAUCGAUCCUCUGAGGAACCUGGGAGUGCAGGAUGAUGAAGACGUGAAGCGGAUGUUGCAGGGCUCCAGUAUGGUAAAGGUCCGCUCGCCUCGCUGGCAGAAGCGACGAACUCUAAAGCUGCUGGAAGAUGGUGUCACUGUCUGGUGUCAGUCCCACAAAACCUCCAGCCGGGCCAAAGAGCAACAGUCCUUCUCUGUCAUGGAAGUGGAGUGUGUUCGCGAGGGUUGCCAGUCGGAGAUGUUACGGCAGAUGGCUGGCUCGGUACCCGAGGAGCGGUGUUUGACGGUGGUCUUCAAAGGACCCCGCAAGAGCCUGGAUCUCCUCUGCCAGAGUCAGGAGGAGGCUCAGCAUUGGGCCCGUGGAAUCCGAACCCUGCAGGGGAGGGUGGAAAACAUGACCCAGAAGGAGAAACUUGAUCACUGGAUUCAUGCUUACCUAAGUCGGGCUGACCAGAACCAUGAUGAUAAGAUGAGCUAUGACGAAGUCCAGACACUGCUGCAGAUGAUCAACAUUGACCUGAGUGACCAGUAUGCCAGGAGCCUCUUUCAGAAAUGUGACCAGUCUGCCGACGGUCGUCUGGACCACGGGGAAAUUGAAGUGUUCUGCAGGGAGUUGUUACGGAGACCAGAGCUGGAUGCUGUGUUUAUCCGCUACUCUGCAAAUGGCUGUGUACUUUCCACUGUGGACCUGAGGGAUUUCUUGAAGGACCAGGGGGAGGAUGCUUCACUCAUCCAUGCCCAAAGCCUCAUCCUCACCUAUGAACUUAAUGAGUGGGCCCAGAAGAACCAGUUCAUGACCCCCAAUGGCUUUACCAUGUACAUGCUGUCUAAGGAGAACUGUGUGUUUAACCCGGACCAUGCAAGGGUUUACCAAGACAUGAAUCACCCACUGGCCCACUACUUCAUCUCCUCGUCCCACAACACCUACCUCACUAAGGACCAGCUGACUGGGAGCAGCAGCACAGAGCCGUACAUUCGAGCCUUGAAUCAUGGCUGCCGCUGUGUGGAGCUGGACUGUUGGGAUGGAGAUAAAGGAGAGCCGGUCAUCUAUCAUGGACACACACUCACCUCCAAAGUGCCCUUUGUCGAAGUCAUUGAGACUAUCAACGACUACGCUUUCAAAGCCUCUCCUUAUCCUCUGAUCCUGUCCCUGGAGAACCACUGCUCCGUGGAGCAGCAGACAGUGAUGGCUCAAAACCUGCGAUCCAUCCUGGGAGACAAACUGCUCACCAAGCCCCUUGAUGAUUUUGAUCCUAACAAGCUGCCUUCUCCAGAGGAUCUUAAGGGUAAAAUCCUGGUGAAGGGGAAGAGGGAGCGCGUGGUGGAGUGCUCAUCCAGCUCGUCAGAUCUCAGCUCCUCAGACGAGGAGGCCAGCUGCACUGACAGCAAAUCCUGCAGAAAGAAAGAGGACAAGAAGGUGCCAGGUGUGUCUAAACUGAGUCCAGAGCUGUCCGAGCUGGUGGUGUACACCCGCAGUGUUCCCUUUAAAAGCUUUGAACAAGCAGCCAAACACCCGGCAACUGACCUGUCCUCUUUCUCUGAGAGUGAAGCACUCAGGCUCAUUAAGGACUCAGGGAUGUAUUUUGUUCGUCACAACAGCCACCAGCUCAGCAGGAUUUACCCCUCAGGCCAGCGCCUCCAGUCCUCCAACUACAACCCUCAGGAGAUGUGGAAUGGAGGCUGUCAAAUUGUUGCUUUAAAUUUUCAGACACCUGGUGAGCAGAUGGACCUAAACCAAGGCAGGUUCCUGCAGAAUAAUCAGUGUGGGUACGUGUUGAAGCCUCCCUUCAUGUGCCGCCCUGACACCACCUUCAACCCAGAGAAUGUUGGUGGAGGUACAGGCCACAGACCUGUCCUACUCACAGUGCGGGUUAUUUCAGCUCAGCAGCUGCCUAAACCAGAAUGGGACAAACCCAGCUCAAUUGUGGACCCUCAGGUGUGGGUGGAAAUACAUGGUGUUCCCAUUGACAACAAUAAGAAGAAAACUGAUCAUGUCAGCAACAAUGGCUUUAACCCACGAUGGGACUGUACCUUCAACUUUACCGUCCAUGUCCCUGACCUGGCUCUGGUUCGCUUCAUGGUGGAGGACCAUGACUAUACCUCAAGCAAUGACUUCUUAGGACAAUACACCCUGCCUUUUACGAGUCUCCGCACAGGUUAUCGUCAUGUCCGACUUCUCAAGCUGGAUGGCUCCAGCCUUUCACCCUCCUCGCUCUUUGUCCAUCUUAAGGUCACCCCAUGUCAGAGCAGUCCUUCAAAAGCAUCAGCUAAGUCAACGGCCAAGUCUUCAACCAAGAAACCCUAAUCUGAUCUUGACCCCAUAGUAACAUGAAGCACGGAGGCCACCGUGGAAAGAUCCCUGGACAUAUCUGCCCGGAUCCAGGCAAAAAAAAUAAUCUUGUCCUACAAAUGUUGCAGCUAUAUCCUUAACCUGUCUAUAUUUUAUAGAAGAAGAGGAUUGUGUUGUGCUUCUUUAAUCCCUCAUUUAAUGCAGGCUUGAUUUUUCAGAGCAGACUCAAGACUUUAAUGAAAACCCAUUAAACCAGCCUGCAGAAGUCUACAUAUAUAUUAAUCUACGAGACCAUGACCAAAGGUUGGUGCUAGAUUUUGAACAUUUAUGACUUAUAGCUAUACUCUUAAUCUUGUGAGGUCUCACGCCCUCUGAAGGGAGGACUUCUUUUUUAACCACAAGCAUCUUAUUUUUGUGUAUUUUAUCAGAACAGUCCAGAAAUACCUGCUGGUAUGUGAUUCAAACAUUAUUUAGGUAGGGUGGAAAGCCUACAUGUAAGUGGAGACUUUCUAAAUGGUAUUUGAAGGAGAGAUUGUCUAUGAAGUCAUCAUCUAUAAACCCUACUCUGAUGUAAUAUGUACAUUGACAGAGCUAUUGGUUAUAAUUCCUGCUUUCCAUACUGGAUGUGAAGUGAUCCUUUUCUUAUGUGUCUGGACAGUAAAAGAUGAGGGACAGAGUCCACAAUCAACACUAUGUACAGAAACACAUUCCAAACAAAAACAUGCCCACUUCAUGAAUUUUUUCAUUCAAACCUUAAUUUAAGACUUGGGUAAUAGAUUUAGGGAUUUUCAGUGAUGACUUUUAAACAAUAACACUCUACCGAGCUUGAUCAAAGAUAUCAAGCAAACAAUCAGAAGCAAAUCAAGAUAGCAAUACAAUUGUAAGCAGAGCUGCCAUUGGUACGGCUGCCUCAGGCCCCCCAAUGGGCAGGGGCCCUCUGUCAGCCUUCCUCUUAUACGCAAUGGUGGUCUGUUAACGACCAAGGAGGAACUGGUGGGGCUCCUGUGUGCUCUGAACUGCAUACCAUCACUGAGCAGCUGAUACCUUGUGCAUAUUGACCUACACUUACACUUACAAUUCAGCUGGUCUGAUGAUGGUGCUGAUGGCUGUUAGAUCAGCACAGCGCCGUCCUUGGUGCUGAAACAUUUUAAUUUGACUGGCAACCUGUUUUCUUUAAGCUGUGUGUUCUUCGAAACAAGCUCAUCUUAAAAUGAGUUGAUCACAAGAGCCCCCAUGAGAAAGCUCUGCCCCCCUGUGCUGAGAGUCUAGCUCCGCCCCUGAAUACAAUCAUGUAAAACAAUCAACAAUGUCAGUGCAAACUGUUACAGGCCAAUAGUGGAUGGUUAGUGAGUAAAUGCCAAAAGCGUCCAAGCAGUGUUAGAGUCUUUAGCUUUAGGUUGUUUUGCAAGAGAUCCCAUGAAUCUGCUGCGCAGGGUACAUAAAAAAAACAGCCGGUCAUUGGAGUUGAAGUUAAAAGUAAUGUUUAUCUGGACUGAUAGAUAGCACUACAGGUAAGAGGAAAAAUAUGUAUAUUUGAUAUCAGGGUGAAUUGUUCCUUUGAGCCUUCUCACAUUAGGAAGAAUCUGUUCACAGCCAGUAUAAAUAGUAGGAAUAACAACAAUCAAAACCCUAUCAGCAUUUGAACAUAUGGCAGUCUGGUAUUGUAUUAAAAUAUACUAGAUUGCAUAUUCUAAUAUUUUAAUUACAAGAGUCACUUUUAAGCUUCUUCUGCUUUCCACCGUAUCAUCCUUGGUACUUUUAAAUGCAUCUUGGUAAUCACAUUACUAAGAGAAUCCAGGUUACAUAAGAAAUCUGAGAGCAUGUUUACAGUCAGGCACUGAAGUGGCCUGCAGUGUGUCUCAAAUUGCAUACUUCUGUACUAAACACUUCAUAAUUUGAGACACUGCAUAGUACAGGAAAAUGCACUGUACUACUGGCACACUUAAAACAGUCCAAAAGCUGAGUGUGGAAUGAUGGACACUUCUGUCCCUCAACGGGCGCCAUCUUUGUGACAGCAAACUUGUCAGCUUUGUUGACUUGUCAACAACCUUGUUAGUUAUACAUGUUGUUUGCACUAAGUAUCAAUAGUGUAAUGUUUGUUGAUCUGUAAUGAUUUAGUACCACAAACAAUGAUGCAAGUGCAAAUAUGAGCUUGCUGGCUAAUGUUAGCAUUCGCUAGCUAGCUAACAUGUUCCUAGCUACAGCAGCACAUUAUAUUCAGCAUUAAAGUUGUGGUGUAAGUUUGGUUUAUGUGUGGGUUGAGUUUGCAGUCAAAUGUUGGCAAUAAUACUCCACCAUCCAUCUGCAAUUUGCAAUUUGAAAUUAGUGCACCACGCAAGAAGUCCGUACUGUGCAUAGUGUAUUACAUUGAAGUGUACUAAUGGAAGUAUGCCAUUUGAGACACGCUCCUGGUUACCUGAAAUCUGUGCAUACAUGCAGUGUGACCAUUUACUGAAAAGCUCUCAGUGUAAAUCUGAUAGUGAGUGCAUAUGUGACAGCGUCCUCAGUACUAUAAAGCAAAGCCAUAUGAACAAUGACAGCUGCUGAAAGAUGUUACAGCAGCUCUCCAUGAUGAAAAAAAGUUCUGCCUGUCUGAUACGUACUGUACAAAUGAAAUGCAGUUAAAUCCCGUCCAAGUACUUUCAUCAUGUAGCUUAGUGUGUUAUGUUAAAUGGAAAACAUACUUUGAAAAGAUUACUCUUUGUUAAAUAUUUGAUUCACAGUGACUGUAUUUUAGCUUGACACAAUCGACUUAUAUGUGUCAUCCCUUUUUACCAGUGAAUGACAAACCUGUAUUAUUAAGUAGCCAAGUAGAGUUUUUAUACUAGAGGUAGAAUUAGCUCAGUUAUGCAACAACAAAAUGAUGAUGUGCACUAGAUAAAUCUGCUGCCUUAUUGUUAGCUUGUUAGAUGAGUUAUGCACGCAUAUGCUACAUAGUUCCAAUAAGUUUUCUUCGCGUUGUUUUAUUUUGUUUACUUUGUGUUUUGAUGUGUACUGUGCUAGGAGAACACGCUUCACUGAUGAUCCUGGCCACUGUGACAAAAAGGCUUUAUUGUUGUCAGUGUCGAACGAAUUAUUUGACACAUUUCUGUGUUGGACAUCACUCUGUUAAGUUAUCUACUGUAGCGUAUGUUAAAAACAAAAAGCUUUUAUACAGUAUUGUUUUUAUUGAAGAGGGAACUUUUAUUUUGUAAGUAUUUUGUAGGAGCUGGUUUUAAAACAUUAAUAUUGUGUUGAUGUACACAUGACAAGAAGAACUAUGGAUAUUUUAUAUUAAGGUAAUCUCACAGAUAAUCUUUUACGAUGAAGGAAAUUUUUAACCAGGAUUGGAUUCUUGGAGGAUAAAGAAAGCCUAUUUGGGAUCAGUGUUAGUCUUCAAGCAUCUUAACAUGUGUGAAAUAUUCAGCUUUGAAAUAUGUUUGACAUCAUGAGAAAGCUGUUAAAGGUCCAGUGUGUAGGAUUUUGUAGCAUCUAGUGGUGAGGUUGCAGAUUGCAACCAACUGAAACUUCUCACCCACAGGGUCCAGUGAAUGGGCCCUCACUAAAUCUGCUGUAGUCAUAUCAACGCACGUGUUCACGGGUCCAUGUUUUGUUUUGUUUUUCUUUCUUUCUUUUUUUUGCAAAGGUUGCAAAAAAAUAAAAAAAUUUAAAAAACAUUCCAUUUUCAGGAGAGGGGGUUUUAAUAAGUUAUGGUGAAUAUUUUGGUUCAAAAUAAAAUUGGGUUUUCCUUGCUUAUAUUUAGGAACACAACUAUAGCUGAACUUUUUUAUUUUUUUGGUGUAUGCACCAGGCAUGAACUCCAUUGGACGGAAAAGGUGCCCCAUUGGGGUCUGCUAUCUGGUUAUUAUUAUAUAUGUAUAAUGUAGAUAUUGAGGGCUCAUGCUAAGGUAACAAAAACACAAUGAUUCAUAGUUUCAGAUAUACUAAUUAAAACAUGGUUAUGAUAGUUAUAUUCAAUUUCUGCCAAUACACCCCCUUAAGCCCUACACACUGGACCUGUAAGGGAACAUUUUUGUGGGAUGAAUAGUUAUCUGCUUUGUCAGUUUGACACAACAUAGUAUCAGAAGGAUCUUGCAGAACUGGAGUAAAAUGUGAAGUUUUGGAGUCAGUGCCAAAACUUAACAGUUUCAGACAAAUCCCAGCCUUGUGUCUAACAAUAUUGCACUUAUUUACAUGUAUCGGGAGCUGUAAGUGUAAGACCUACAUAUAUGGUUAAAGACCAAAGGUAUGUUUUUGUAACUGUAGCAAUGACAACAAAAGCUGUAACAGUACAAUUCUAAGCAUUGACAUUGUUGUUUAUUUAUUACAUUUGAAGUAUUUUACUGUUUGCUUUUGUCAUGCACCAGUUGUAUAGUGAUCAACCUGAUGUUAUUUAUUAAACAGGUAAUAUAUACAUGAUGAUAGAAAUGAAAUAUGAUAAAAGAUUUUGGAAAUAGUUAUGAAGAACCUUAUAAUGCCAGAGAGUAUUGACUCCAGCUUUUAACCAAACUUUAACUGUCACGUCCAAAUGAGAUGUUAUUGUUUUCUUUUGUUGUUGUUUUUUAAUAGUGAAAAAAUAAAUAAA